GCGCGGGGAGGCGCGGGCAGCGGCGGCGGGCUGGGGGCACGGCGCGCCCGGGCGUCAGUCCGGUAGCGGCGGCGGCAGCAGGAACGCGUCCCGGCGCCGCCUCGGGCUCCGCUCUGCUCUGAGGCUGCUCCGGGAGGAGGAGAGCGAGGCGAGGGGCUGCGAGCCGUAGGGCCCUCGGGCCGGGCGCAUGGCUUAGGGACGCCCCCGCCCGCUGCACCCCCAGCAUGGGGAAACUUCACUCCAAGCCGGCCGCCGUGUGCAAGCGCAGGGAGAGCCCGGAAGGUGACAGCUUCGCAGUGAGCGCCGCCUGGGCUCGGAAAGGCAUCGAAGAGUGGAUCGGGAGGCAGCGCUGCCCGGGUGGCAGCUCCGGACCCCGACAGCUGCGGGCGGUGGGCACCGUUGGCAGAGGAACCCGGGAGCUUGUGGGCGAAGUUUUCAGAGAAACGCUCAGCGAGGAGGAAGAGGAGGACUUCCGGCUAGAAGUGGCCCUGCCUCCCGAGAAGACGGACGGGCUGGCCAGUGGCGAUGAGAAGAGGAUGGAGAAGGUCGGGGACUCUUGCCCCGGCUCCAAGAAGCAGCUGAAAUUUGAUGAGCUGCAGUGUGACGUGUCGGUGGAGGAGGACAGCCGGCAGGAGUGGACCUUCACCCUGUAUGACUUUGACAACAACGGCAAGGUCACCCGUGAGGACAUCACCAGCCUGCUGCACACCAUCUAUGAGGUGGUGGAUUCCUCUGUCAACCACUCCCCGACGUCCAGCAAGACGCUGCGGGUAAAGCUCACCGUGGCCCCCGACGGGAGCCAGAGCAAGAAGAGCAUCCUUCUCAAUCACCCUGGGGAAGGGCUGGAGCACCAUCCUGCCCGCGGGGACCUGCAGAGCACCAGGCCCAGAGCAGAGACCAAGCCCGCGGAGGAACUGCGAAGCUGGGAGAAGAAGCAACGGGCUCUCCUCAGGUUCCAGGGUGACAGCCGUCUGGAGCAGUCUGGCUGCUACCACCAUUGCGUAGAUGAGAACAUUGAGAGGAGAAACCACUACUUAGACCUCGCCGGCAUAGAAAACUACACAUCCCAGUUUGGGCCUGGCUCCCCGUCAGUGGCCCAGAAGUCAGAACUGCCCCCCCGCGCCUCCAACCCCACUCGAUCUCGCUCCCACGAGCCCGAAGCUGCCCACAUCACGCACCGGAAGCCCCCAGGCGCGGACCCCAGCUCCUUCCACUUUCUCGAUGCCCCCUUCGCCAAGGUCUCCGAGGUCCAGCAGCGGCUCCGGGGUGGCACCCAGGACGGGAGCAAGCACUUUGUGAGGUCCCCCAAGGCCCAGGGCAAGAGCGUGAGUGUGGGCCACGGGGCCAGAGGGGCCAGAAGCAAACCCCCAGUGGGACCCGCCGUCCCUGCAGUGCCCGCCUCCGGCCACCUGGCCGCCAGUCCCGCCCUCCUCCCCACGCUGGCGCCCCUCGGGCACAAGAAGCACAAGCACCGCGCCAAGGAGAGCCAGCCGGGGUGCCGGGGCGUGCAGGCGCCCCUGGCCGUGGGCGGCCCCGUUGUGGGGCGGGACCACGUGCGGGAGCUGCCCGCCGUGGUGGUGUACGAGAGCCCGGCGGGCCAGGCGGUCCAGAGACACGAGCAUCACCACCACCACGAACACCACCACCAUUACCACCACUUUUACCAGACAUAGAGCCCUGCCCACCCCGCCCCCGCCAUGUGAAGGACCCCCUCCCCCUGCCCGCAAGGCAUUAUUAUUCUAUUAAUUAUUGUUAUUAUGACGAUUAUUGUUAUUAAUAAUUAUUGGUACUCCACUAAUAUUCAGCUAGCCUCCAUGUAGAAGCUAUACGGGAACACAGAACUAAACUUUUAUUUAUAUGUUGUGGGGACUGCAUAACUCAUCCAAGAAGUGACUCUGGGUUUGGAAGUGGCCUGCAGAGGCAGAGGCUCCCCCAACCCCCGGGGGUGCGGGGGGGGGGCGGGCUCCGGAGCGGCAGAGCUGGGGUGUCCGCUCAGGCCAUCCCACGCCUUUCCCAGCCCCGGGCGAGCCCUCCGCCAGAACUCCGUCCCACCCCAGUCUCUUCCAGGAGAGCACCCUUGCCUGGCCUGGCUUCCAGAGACCCUCCAAAUCUCCGAGAAGAUAAACAGCUGCUACCUCUUAGUAUGAUUCUGAUUUUAUUGUGCCCUUCACUGACGGUAACGUGCUACAAGGGAUUUCAGCGGACUGCAGAUGGCGCGACUUCCCCGGCUGUGGUGUUUUCAAUGUCCCAACCUAGAAACCUUAGCUAUCCUUUCUGGAAGUACCUUUCACGCCUUUCCAGCGGACUCGCGUCCCUGCCCCCAAACCAGUCCCGCCUUUUCGGCCGCACACCAAGAAAAUACAUUUCUCUUUUCUCCUCUCGUCCUCCUCUCUUCUUUAGAAAGCUACACACGCAUAUUGAAAGACUGCCCUUGGAACCAGCUUUCUCGUCUUGGUAACCUCUGCCGAGGGAACCAACCACGUAAACAAGCAUGGGGUUCCGAGAUCGGGCAGUUGUGUGGUGUUGGUUGUGACGGAAGAUGUGGAAACCUCGGGUCCUACCAUUGGCAAAUAUAUACCUACCUAUGUGCUUCUCUACCAGAGCUUCCUGUAUCUGUAGAUAGAUGCUGUCUGUCCAUUUCUAUGUAUCUUUCUAUAAAUAUACACUCUCAGGUAACUUUUCUGGUGUGCAGAAAUCGGUGCUUUGCUUCUCAAGACACAUCCAGAGCCCAGAUGUGACCCUGUGUGCCUCUCGUUGAGACUGCUGUCAGUUACCUGCUGUUAGCCACUUGCCUCUCACUGGGGAUCCUUUCUGGGGUUUGGGACCUGGCAGAUUUUGGAGAGGCCUGUUGGAGUACAGAAAGUUUAGAGGGAGAGUUCCCAUUGUGGCUCGGUAGGUUAAGAACACGACUGGUCCAUAUGAGGAUGCAGGUUCAAUCCCUAGCCUCGCUCAGUGGGUUAAGGAUCUGGCAUUGCCAUAAGCUGUGGCAUAGGUCGCAGAUGCAACUUGGAUCCCCCAUUGCUGUGGCUAUGGCCUAGGCCAGCAGCUUCAGCUCCAAUUCGACCCCUAGCCUGGGAACUUCCGUAUGCCAUGGAUGUGGCCCUAAAAAGAAAAAAGAAGAAGCAGCUUGGAGGGACAUGGAGACAGUGGCCAGAAUUGGGACCCUGGAGCAGUGUCUUCUGCAGAGCUGGAUAGUGUGAGGUUGAGACCUGGGAAGGCCAGGCAAAAGACCCCUGUCAACCACUCAGGGACCCUGUGAAAACCAGAGAACGCACACACUCUAACUGGGUGACCAAAGUGAGCUUAAUAAAGGGAAUAUUUACAAAGUGGGGGCAGAGCCUCUUGAAAGAGGGCAGGGUCCUGGGCUGGCACUGUGGGUGCCAGUCCCUCCCCUGGUGUGGAGUGGUUGGCCGGGAGCAUCCUCAGCAGAGAGAGAGGUGGGGGAACCUGAAAGAGCUGUGACCUUUACUGGAAGGAUGCAGCCAGCCUGCGGGACCCUGUAGGGAAAGGACUUCCUGACCUCACUGUCUUGCCUGCCUGAAUCCUGCUGAGACUGAAGCCACCGGAAGUCAGAGUAGGGAGCUCUUGAUGGGGGUCCCCCUGGGAGUUCUUCCAGGGAAGAGGAGAGAGGAGGGGGAAUCUGGAGGGGCACAGGAAGAACAUGUGGAUCAACUGCCUGCCUUUCUGCUGCUUGGUCUCCCAACUGGCACCCCCUUUUCCAGAGCUUCUGGUGUUGGUUUAAUGCGAUUGGUAAGGAGUUAUUUUUGAAGCUAGUGUGCUGAGGUAUUGUCCCCGUAUUCGCUUUAUUAUUAGUUACUGAUGAGCCUGGGACUAGAUUAGCACAGUUAAUCCUGAGGACAACGCUGAAGCAGCCAGUGCAAGCUCAGGGAGCUCAGCAGGCUCAGAGAGGUUGAGUAACUCUUGAGGCCACACAGCAGGUGGCAGAGGUGGGAUUCUGGUCUUUCCCAGGAUCCCUUAACCAGUGGAUUCGGGCUUCCUUUGUUUGGGGUGGUGGGCUUCUAGUCAGUCAGCAAGUAGCUCAAACUGACUGGAAUGUAACCAAAGCAGGAAAGGCAGAGAGGGAGCUGGCUUUGAGAUAACAGGAUCCAUGAUGUGAAUGAAGCCGAGACUUGCUGGUUCUUGUUGCUCCCGAUCUGUAUUUAUAUUUUCACCCUGACAUGCUUUGCCAUGGUGUGGGGGCUGCUGGCAUUCUGGGUUGCCCAACCAGAUUUUUAAAAAAGGAUUUUCCCCUAGGACAAGCCCAGGGAAGGAUUCUGAUUGGCUGGGCUUGAAUCUGGUACCCAUCCCUGGAGCAAUCACCGUGGCCCACCUGGAGUCACGUGUCCAACCUGUGGGGAAGGGGUGGGGCCUGUGCCGGAAGAAGGGACAGGAGGAUGCUGAGCAGACAAGAGCAGAUGAUGCCCCAGGCCGAGAAUGGCUGCAACCAUGGAAACGAGCCAGGCAUUGGGUCCACAGAGGGAGGCUUUUUGUGGUCUGGUUGCCUUAGAGCAUUUCCUCAGCCUGUGAGAGGAGGUCCCUGCCAUCUCCCCAAGCUCCAUGCCUCUCAGGAUUCUAUCUUGGUACCUGGGAUUUACUUAACUUUAAAAAAAAUCAUAACACGCGCUUGUAGAAUAUUCUGAUAGUACUCAGAGGUGUACAGGAAGAAAUAUACUUCCCUUUGACUUCCCCAACCCCAGCUUCCUGGUACCUUUUGGGCCUUCAGUGUGGUUUGGUGAUGUGAGCACAGAUGUUGGUGCCCGGUUACCCAGGUUCAAAUCCGAACUCCGGCCCUUAGUAGCUCCGUGUACCUCUCAAGCCUCAGCCUCCCCUUUAUAAAGGAGGAUCGUGAGAGACCUACCCCAUGGGGUCAUCGUGAGAACUCAGUGAGUUAAAACAGUGCCCACAGGAGUGUCACUGCCAUUUUUUUUUAACAAGAAUAAAUACAUCUA
Sus scrofa (pig) is the source of this 4949-nucleotide messenger RNA. RefSeq names its product NKD inhibitor of WNT signaling pathway 1 (gene NKD1). Lineage: Eukaryota; Metazoa; Chordata; Mammalia; Artiodactyla; Suidae. Gene Ontology annotation, biological process: negative regulation of Wnt signaling pathway. Gene Ontology annotation, molecular function: calcium ion binding. The record is from RefSeq and is a predicted model, not a curated record. Gene Ontology annotation, cellular component: cytoplasm.